AUGGCAAACAGACGCUUAAGAAGCAUAGAUCACUCGAACCAAGCAAAGCUACCAUCGAUCAUGAGAAAAAGCACUACUUCCUACAGUCCAGUAGACACUGCAGAUAAGGACAUAACGCUGCAUUUUCCAACUUUUCAAAGAUUUGAAACCAACCACUCAAGACGUAUUAAGGCACCACUAUCUUUCCCCGCGGAGAAAGAGUUAAAUCAAUACUUUUGUUUGGCAUUCGACAAUGAACUUCCACCAAUUCCCCAAACUGGGAAAAAGUCCGGAAUAUCAUUUAAGAAAGUUAGCGGGGACCAAGAGAGGAAAAGUAAUGACAAGCUAGAUAAUAAGCAGAUGCAUAGGUCGCUGUAUAGACAGGAAAAAGAAGCUACCACUUCAACAAGGCCCCAGAAAGCUCCUCGAAAUUCCAUCCAUUUACUUCAGCGACGUGUCAAUCCUGGCCGAACGUACCAACAAAACAAUGACCGCAUAUCUUAUGAAGAGCUCCUUACUUUUGAUCAAAAUAUAGAUCAGCUACGCGCAUUUACAGAGAGAGAUGUCAAGUGGAGCAAUAUGAAGGAUUUUAGUGGCAAAGUAAUCGACCCGAAAACGACGGGGAACGGUGAUAUUACAUUAUACGUCGAGCGGUUUGAAGAAGAUGUGAAGAAGAGAAAUUCCGUUGAUCACGAUAGACGGCUGUCUUUAAAGAAAGAAACAAAGGUUCGUGUUCAAGGCCGAUUUUAUGAGGCAUUGGAUCUUCACUUUUAUCACUGCUACAGGAACACUCAUCCUGAGAGAAGAAUGGCUAUUUGCGAAGAAAUUGAACGAAAGAUUGUAAUUGACGACGUUACACUGACUCGUUUCAGAGAACACCUAAGUUUAGAAGAAAUAUUGAACACGUGGGUUGUGUGA
Porites evermanni is the source of this 897-nucleotide messenger RNA. NCBI's taxonomy places the organism in Eukaryota, Metazoa, Cnidaria, Anthozoa, Scleractinia, Poritidae. The record is from the annotation of a GenBank genome assembly.